This is a messenger RNA of Triticum turgidum subsp. durum (durum wheat), 222 nucleotides long. The record is from the annotation of a GenBank genome assembly. NCBI's taxonomy places the organism in Eukaryota, Viridiplantae, Streptophyta, Magnoliopsida, Poales, Poaceae.
AUGGUCCGGGGAAAGACGGUGAUCGAGAAGAUCGAAAACACCACAAGCCGGCAGGUGACCUUCUCCAAGAGGAAGGGUGGGCUGUUCAAGAAAGCCAAGGAGCUGGGCGUGCUCUGUGAUGCGCAGGUAGGGGUGCUCCUCUUCUCCAACACAGGACGCCUCUACGACUACUCCAACUCCAACUCCGGGUACGCUGCUUUAAUUUCGAACCUUUGCUACUGA